AUGGCGUAUCAGAGUUCUGGGUCGAGUUCCAGUUCCGGCCCAUCUGGGUUCCAGUUCCUGAAUUCCCCUUUUGGUGACACUACCUACACCAAGGUCUUUGUUGGGGGGCUCGCCUGGGAGACUCACAGCGACACCAUGCGCCGCUAUUUCGAGCAGUUCGGAGAGAUUCUCGAGGCCGUUGUUAUUUCCGAUAAGAACACAGGCCGAUCCAAAGGCUAUGGCUUUGUGACUUUCCGAGAACCGGAGGCUGCUGCACGAGCCUGCGCCGAUCCAACUCCAGUUAUCGAUGGCAGGCGGGCAAAUUGUAAUCUGGCUUCACUCAGGCGGCCGAGGCCACCUAUGCAUUAUGGGCGCCCAAGACCAGCUGCUCCAUACAUUGGAAGCAUGCAAGCUACCCGAGGGGCUUACAUUGGAGGAUAUGGCUACCAGCAACCUGUUCCUUACAACUAUCAACAAGGGCUAAUGUAUCCUAAUUAUGGGUUUGGAACUUAUGGACCUGAAUACACUUAUUCACAGGGUGUUUACAACCCCUAUGCGGGUCAGCAAUAUCUUCAGAUGUAUGGAGUUCCAGGGACGGUUAAUGCUGCUCUUUAUCCUUAUGGACAACUGGGUCAAACAAUACCUGGUGGUCAGGGUUAUCCUACAGUUCAUGGAUAUGCAAUGCCUGCCCAGCAGAUAGUCCAAUUUGGUGGACCCAGUGUUAAUGCAGUUACAACUGCCCCAGUGCCUCCAGUUCAAGCACCAUAUCCUACAGGUAUGGUAGCAAGUGUUGCGGCACAACCACAUUUUAUAGUUUCUGCUCCCCAAUAUAUGCAGGGUAGUGGUUCUGAGCAAACAGCUGGAGAAAAACAAAAGAAAGAAAAAGGCAUCUACCUGCCACUAGUAUCCUUAGAUUGCAGCAGGACUAAGAGCAGCAGAACUGCUACUUAA
Messenger RNA from Prunus armeniaca (apricot), 930 nucleotides. NCBI's taxonomy places the organism in Eukaryota, Viridiplantae, Streptophyta, Magnoliopsida, Rosales, Rosaceae. The record is from the annotation of a GenBank genome assembly.